CCGUUCGUCCGUAUAGAAUUAUCCUAUAUGGUUUGCAUGCCGUAGCCGGUACUACCCAUUUCCGGUUGGACGAAUGAACGCCGCCGAGCAGCUUUGUGCCGCUUUGCUGACACGCUGCAAGACGCUCCAAAACGUCAAGGAAGUCCACGCCUACGCUUGCAAGACCGGCCUCGAUAUCGACCCAUUUGUUGCCGGUAAACUAAUACUCCAUUGCUGCGUAUUGAUCUCCGACGCUCUCGAGUACGCCCGGCGUCUCUUCCGCCACACUCCAAACCCAGAUGUAUUCAUGUACAAUGCCCUCAUCCGCGGCCUCGCCGAGUCCGAUUCCCCUCAAAGCUCCAUUCUCACUUACGUUGAAAUGCGCCGGAAAUCGACUGCGUCUCCGGACAGCUUCUCUUUCGCCUUCGUUCUCAAAGCGGCUGCGAACUCGAGGGAUUUGGGAGCUGGGUUUCAGCUCCAUUCUCAAGCCCUGACUUUCGGCCUCGAUGCCCAUCUCUUUGUUGGGACAACCAUGAUUAGUACGUACGCGGAAUGUGGUCGCGUCGAUUGUGCAACCAAGGUAUUUGAUGAAAUGUUUGAACCAAAUGUUGUGGCGUGGAAUGCGAUGCUCACUGCUUUUUUAAGGUGCGGUGAUGUCAAGGAUGCGGAGAGGAUGUUUCGUCUAAUGCCGUGUAAGAAUCUGACGUCGUGGAAUGUCAUGCUUGCGGGGUGUAUGAAAUCGGGUGAACUUGAACUUGCGAGAAAAUUGUUUGUGGAUAUGCCCGUGAAAGAUGAUGUCUCUUGGAGUAGCAUGAUUGUUGGGUUUGCUCAUAAUGGUUGUUUUGACGAGGCUUUUGGGUUUUUCAGGGAGUUGCAGCGGGUGGGAAUCAGGCCCAAUGAAGUGAGCUUGACUGGAGUUCUCUCUGCCUGUGCACAAGCAGGGGCUUUUGAGUUCGGGAAGAUCCUGCACGCAUACAUUCAGAAAUCCGGGUUACUUUGGAUCGUGACGGUGAAUAAUGCCCUCUUGGAUACGUACUCUAAAUGUGGAAAUGUGGCUAUGGCUCGUUUGGUUUUUGAUGGCAUGCCGGGGAAGAAAAGCAUUGUUACUUGGACAUCCAUGAUGGCAGGACUUGCAAUGCAGGGAUAUGGCAAAGAAGCAAUACAACUUUUCGACGAGAUGGAGAGGUCAGGAAUUAGACCUGAUGGAAUCACAUUCAUUUUGCUACUAUAUGCUUGUAGCCAUGCUGGAUUAACCGAAGAAGGAUGCAGGUAUUUCUUCAAGAUGAAGGAAAUCUAUGGUAUAGAACCAGCCAUUGAGCAUUAUGGUUGUUUGGUUGAUCUCUAUGGUCGAGCAGGUCAGCUGCAAGAUGCAUGCGAGUUUAUAACUAAAAUGCCGGUAUCACCCAAUGCCAUUAUUUGGCGGACUCUGUUAGGGGCUUGCAGCAUGCAUGGCCACGUUCAACUGGCCAAGCAAGUGAAGGAAAGGCUGUCCGAGCUUGAUCCUGACAAUUCUAGCGACCAUGUUUUGUUGUCAAAUACCUAUGCUGUCGCAGGGAAGUGGAAGGAUGUUGCAGCGGUAAGAAGAUCUAUGAGCCACCAGAGGUUGAAGAAAACUCCCGGUUGGAGCAUGGUCGAAGUCGACAAGAUCGUGUACAGUUUUUUCGCAGGUCAAAAGCAAAAUAAGAUAACAGAAGAGGCAUAUGAAAAACUAGAGGAGAUAAUGCUAAAGCUCGCGAUCGAAGGAGGCUAUGUUCCUGAGGUUGGCAACGUUUUGCACGAUGUGGAAGAGGAGGAGAAGGAAGAUGCUCUCUUUAAGCACAGCGAGAAGCUUGCGGUUGCAUUUGGGAUGUCAAGAUGGUGCAAGGGCAGGAUUAUAAGAAUUGUGAAGAACUUGAGGAUUUGCAGGGACUGUCAUGUUGUGAUGAAGCUAAUUUCUAAGAUUUAUGGGUUGGAGAUAGUGGUUAGGGAUAGAAGUCGAUUUCAUUCCUUUAAGGGGGGCUCUUGCUCAUGUAGAGAUUACUGGUGAUUGAAGAUUGAUGGAGAGGAAAGCAACUGAGAUGCUGCUGCAGAAGGAAGAGGACAGUUAAUACGUGUUCCUUCCGGUUCAAAAGGGGUGGUGGUCGGACAUGAGCUCUCCACGACAAGAAAGGGAUUCUGGGGUGGCUAAUAUCUACAGGCACUCUGAUGCACUCAAUUUGCCGAUUCGGACAUAGGAGUGUCGAGCGAGGGACGGAGGG
Messenger RNA from Diospyros lotus (date-plum), 2216 nucleotides. Its product is annotated as pentatricopeptide repeat-containing protein At1g74630. Gene Ontology annotation, biological process: RNA modification. The record is from RefSeq and is a predicted model, not a curated record. The transcript is spliced from 3 exons. The coding region runs from base 74 to 2005 and encodes 643 amino acids. Gene Ontology annotation, molecular function: protein binding; zinc ion binding; RNA binding. NCBI's taxonomy places the organism in Eukaryota, Viridiplantae, Streptophyta, Magnoliopsida, Ericales, Ebenaceae.